CUUUUGUUUUGUUCUGAUUUUGCAGGCAGAGACGUUUGUUUGGGUUAACAAUGCAUCAGCACAUUCCCAGAGUGUUGCCAAGGCCAAAUACGAAUUUUUAUUUGGCAAAUCUGAAGAGAAAACUCCAGAUACUAGUGAUCAUGGAGGAAGCACUUUACUGCCCCCGAAUGUCACAAAUGAAUUUCCAGAAUAUGGGACCAUGGAGGAGAGUGCCGAUGGCCUAAGAACUUCCCUCGAAUUUGAUGCAGCAUCUGUGCCAUGCUGCCCACAGAGGCAGCAGGGGGUCCCGCUUCUUGCCGGCCACCACUCUGGGCUCGACAGUGUUACAGAAGGACCAAAAGAUGUUGGAGAGGCCUCCUCUCAAAGUCACCUCAAGGAACAAAGUUUACAACCCAUAGACUCUUUGAUUUCAGCUCUGAAAGCUACAGAAGCCAGAAUAGCUUCAGGAACGUUACAGGCUACAAAGGUACUGGACAGAGAUGCUGUUUCUAGUCUUUCGGGUCAGCGGGUGGAAGAAGAGCCGGGCACUGCCAGUCAUCAGACACAGCCAGCCAGCAAACCGUUCCCUGCGGGCCAAGAAAAACCACCAGAUAUACCUCUUUCAGCUGAAGUCACAGCGGAGGAAAAUUCUCAUUUGAGCAUCCAGAGUGAUCUGACUGUGCUAUUAAGUGGAGAAGCUCAGGCAGAGCUUUCCCAGAUAACUACUAAUGGGAGGAAAGGAGCUCUCUGUGUGCAGGAGCCAGCUUGUCCAGGAUCCUCCCUGGGGAGCCCAGCAGCGGCCCACGGCUCUGCGGGCAGUGAUGGUUUUCUAAGGGAGGGGGCGAGGCAGCACCCAGGGGGAUGUGACCGAGGCAGCGCCACGGGACGGCCUGGCCGGGUCAAACACGUGGAAUUCGAAGGGGUGGAAAUACUGUGGACAGGAGGGGAGAAAAGAGAGACGCGGCAGCCUGUGGAUUUUGAGACAUCCUUGGAAAGGACUACCUCUCUCGAAAGCCAAGGGCUUUCCACAGUGCCAGGCCACCUCAUCUCGUCUGCUGGUUUGUGUAACUCGGUGGGUUUCACUGAGAGGGUUAGGGGUGAAACCUGGAGAGGUCCUUCAGAGACAUUUUCCCCCGCGCCUCUUGUUGAGAGUGGAGACCAUGAAGUCUUCCUAAGGGAAUACGGAGACCGUCUUGAGAAGGAACCUGAACUGGAGAGAGACAAGGAGAGGGUUCUUGAACAAGAGGAGCACUUCAUGGGAGGAGAGGAUGACAUCCUUGGGCCCGGGUACACAGAGGACUCCACUGAUGUGUUCAGCUCCCAGUUUGAAACCAUUUUGGACAACACUUCUUUAUACUACAGUGCUGAGUCCUUGGAGACGCUGUACUCAGAGCCUGAUAGCUAUUUCAGCUUUGAGAUGCCCCUCACUCCCAUGAUACAGCAGCGCAUUAAAGAAGGCGGCCAGUUCCUGGAGAGGACGCCAGCGGGGGCACAGCAGGACAUUCUGAGCGUCUCGGCGGAUGGCGGGAUAGUGAUGGGCUGUUCUAGCGGGAUCACCAAUGGGCUCAGUGGCUCUGGCGACUCCAUCUACACGGAAGGCGCCCCGGAGAUUGCCUUCUGGGGAAGGUCUCACAGCCAUGCCACGGUGAAAACGGCCCUGCUGGAGGCUCACGCUGAAAUGGGGAACACUGAAAUCCUGGAGAAGGAGCCCCCGGAGAGCCUCAGCAACGGCACCGGCGGCAACGCAGACGCGGCCAGAAGGCUGGCCAAGCGCCUCUACCAGCUGGACAGGUUCAAAAGGUCGGACGUGGCGAAGCACCUAGGCAAGAACAAUGAAUUUAGCAAACUAGUUGCAGAAGAAUAUCUGAAGUUUUUCGAUUUUACAGGAAUGACGCUGGAUCAGUCUCUCAGGUAUUUUUUUAAAGCAUUUUCUCUUGUGGGAGAAACUCAAGAACGAGAGAGAGUUUUAAUACACUUCUCCAAUAGAUAUUUUUAUUGUAACCCGGAUACCAUUGCUUCACAAGACGGAGUCCACUGCCUCACCUGCGCGAUGAUGCUGCUUAACACAGAUCUCCACGGCCACAAUAUUGGAAAGAAGAUGACCUGCCAGGAGUUCAUUGCAAACCUCCAAGGGGUCAAUGAGGGUGGUGAUUUCUCCAAGGAUCUGCUGAAAGCUCUCUACAACUCCAUCAAGAACGAGAAGCUUGAAUGGGCGGCAGAUGAUGAAGAGAAAAAAAAAUCUCCCUCUGAAGGUACUGAUGAGAAGGCGAAUGGAACACAGCCGAAGACCAUCAGCCGCAUUGGGAGCACCACCAACCCGUUCUUGGACAUUCCCCACGACCCAAACGCCGCCGUGUACAAAAGGGGGUUCCUGGCCCGGAAGAUCCACGCAGAUAUGGAUGGAAAGAAGACUCCAAGAGGAAAGCGAGGAUGGAAAACCUUUUAUGCUGUACUAAAGGGAACAAUUCUUUACUUGCAAAAGGAUGAAUAUAAGCCAGAAAAGUCUCUGUCUGAGGAGGACUUGAAAAAUGCAGUGAGUGUGCACCACGCACUGGCGUCCAAGGCCACGGACUACGAGAAGAAGCCGAACGUGCUGAAGCUGAAAACCGCCGACUGGAGGGUCUUGCUCUUUCAAGCCCAGAGUCCAGAGGAAAUGCAAGGGUGGAUAAACAAAAUCAACUGCGUUGCAGCUGUGUUUUCUGCACCACCAUUUCCAGCAGCCAUUGGGUCUCAGAAGAAGUUCAGUCGCCCGCUUCUGCCUGCCACUACAACAAAACUGUCUCAGGAGGAACAGCUGAAAUCUCACGAAAGUAAACUGAAGCAGAUUACCACCGAGCUGGCCGAGCACCGCUCAUACCCCCCGGACAAGAAAGUGAAAGCCAAGGAGAUAGAUGAGUACAAACUGAAAGACCACUACCUGGAGUUUGAGCAAACCCGGUAUGAAACUUACGUCAGCAUUCUAAAAGGAGGCGGCAAGAAGCUCCUGAGUAACAAUGAAAGUGAGGCCCCAGGACUGAAGAAGUCGCAUUCGAGUCCUUCGCUGAACCCCGAUUCAUCUCCGGUCACUGCCAAAGUCAAGCGCAACGUGUCGGAGCGGAAAGACCACCGACCCGAAACACCCAGCAUUAAGCAAAAAGUUACUUAGAAUCCGUCUGCAGCCAGGAAAGGGCUGGUCAUGGAGCAAAAUAGAGUUUUUCAAGAUCUUUCUGGUAAAUUGGUGAAUAUAUCUAUAAAAAAAAAAAAGUCUGUGACUUAAUGGUGCAUUAGUAACCUUUUCUAUUGUAUAUUUUUGUUAGUUUCUGUACAGAUUGUCUCUUCGCUCUUGAUUUCUUUGCUUUGAUGAUUUUUGCUACUUGAUAACUAAUGCACCUUUUGUGAGGGGGAGGGAUCAUGAUUUCAGAGUGAAUUGUGUAUCACUUCUCCUUUGGUUUUCUCUAGUUUGCACUCUCUCAGUUGUUCUGUGUAUUCUCAAACCAACUGUUACUUUUUUUUUUAAGGUUAAAACAUUGAAUCCAUUGUGAAACACUUUACUGGACAGACUUUGUAGUUUAGUAGAUUCUAGCCAGAGUUAAUGCAAACCUUUCCAUGUGAAUUCUUGCCCAGUCACAGAGGUGGAAUUGAGCACUCACGGAACUGGAUUCGGAGUUACAGUCCUGGAACCCAGGCGUUCCGCGGCGACGCCUCCGUGCCUGCCCGCGGCGCGGACUGUUGAGCUCCGGCCCUGCCCGAAGCAGGGCAAGGGGUGCAGAGAUCGAAGGACUGGAGAACUUAGGAAGCACGUGAGCUUGCUCCAAGUGCCGAGUUCAUUUCAGCCAAGCAAGGAGAGAGAAAGUGGAACCUUUUUGCCGUUGAAGGUUGAGGAAAGAUGACACCAAGUCCGUUUUGUUCUCUAAAGAAUCAUGACAAUGAUCGACUCUCGGGAGCUGCAGCAUUAGGCAUGUGUUAAGUCCACAGGAAAUUGUUAACUCAUUCCCACAGGGUCUAGACUAGGAAUCCAGAAUCAUCUCUAUUGUCAGUACCCUCCAUCCAGGAGUGUAUGUAUGUAUAGGCAUGGUGUUAUAUCUCCUGGUUGUAAGAAUAUCAGGGUCUUAAGCAAAACAAAGUAAGAGAGGAAAGAGUAGCUGCAGUUUUCCAGCAAAGGAAUAUUCUUGAAAAGCAAUCUGAACGUGAUACAUAGUCUGAAUGAACUGUGGUUGGAAAACUGAGGAAUCUGUUGGUUGCAUACACAGAGUAACUUAGUUUAUUCUUACCUUAGUCUCUUUGAGAGCCACUUCUCUCUGCUCCUACUGAACUUUCUCCUAAAAAUAAAUACUUUAUUCUAAAUCAUUUCUUUCUUUCUACUUAAAAUAGUUCUAUUGACCUUAAAGUCAUGAGCUUGUUACAGUGAAUGGUCCCUUUGAAUUUCAGGGCGAUAAAAAGAAUAGUCUCUUGUAAAGGAAGAGAUAGGAGUGAAAAUUGAGCUGGCUAUGAGUUAGAACUUUCUGAUUUUGAAACCUUGAGACUUUGUGGUCCUUAAAGCUAUAAUCUCCACAACUUCAGAACUAAUGGAAUCACUCUGAAUACUCUUUUCCCUUCCACGGAAGUUCGCUCUAGUUCUACUCAGUUUAUUACUUAAAGGUACUAUGACCAAAGAAUCAGGGACUCUGCAUGAACAGCAUGGUUCCAGUGAAUUAGAGAAAACCUGCUCUUAAACCAUGGUCAUUUCUAGUGGCAUUUAAUUACAGGAUUAUUUAUUCUCAUUUGCUUCCUUCACCUAUAUAAAUGUUCCUAUUUGAUGGUGCCCAGAGAAGAGAAACCCUCUCUAAGGUUAAAGCUGCUUGCUUUGUGAUAAGUGUUUUGCCACGCCUCUAAAAAGCUCACUCUAACCCUCUGUCUUGUUUAGGUAAAGGCAACGACUAAAUUUAUGUUUCUGAACCAAGAAACAGGAUAGUUACCUAUAGUGCCGGUAGAUCUGAUUCAUUUCUGUAGCUUCUGACUGAAUUCCGAUUCCCACGAGGGAAUCUUCUUUCUUCCUAGAAUCUGAAACAACCCGCCUGCCUGUUUCCUGCCUAGACAUUUAUCCCGAGCCGAGGGGAGAGAGGUACCUAGAGCAUGUCAUCUGUGAGCUUCAGUAACUAAAGAAAAGUGAACAUCCCUGACUGGCUUGAAUGUGUCUGCCCACAGUGUGAGUGUGUCUGUGUACAUAGAGUGUCUCUGUGUGUUUUAUUUGUAGUAUUUAAUAAUCAGAAUGGUACCUUGCUACCGAGCCCGGCGUUCGGAGCAGUUCAGAGCGACUCGGUCAGCACAGCCGGGCAUUGCUCCCUUGUAGGACUCACUGAUGUGUCUCCCGGGACUUCUGCUGUGCUGACAGGUCAUUGGAUGAGAAGGGCACCUUUGAGGCUGCGGCACACUGUGUUUGCCUAGUUUAUCUUUAAAGACAACUGCAAGGUUAUUUGGUGAGCCAGGGCGGCAGAUUGCCCUGCCCCGAUGUUGUCCAUCACUAGGGGAUGGGCUGAGAACACCUCCUCCCUGAGGCCUCUCAGGCUUCUGUCUGUUGUCAGAAACCUCGCAGGUCAAGAGUUUAUCCUGUAGGAGGAGGUGGCCCCUGGUUUGAGUAGAUUCUGAGGAUCUUGCCCAUAGCCAACCCUGUUUUCUGUUGCGAUGAUUUGUCUCCUAUAGUAUCUAGUCAGAAGGAAUCGAAGACAUUCCAUCCACAGCUAACCCAGGCCUACUGCCUAAUUCACGGUACAGGGGAGCCCUCCUCCUCUCCUGAAGGUACGCCCCCCACCCCACUCCUCUCCCACCUCAGCGUCAGGAGCCUUGGGGUUUCUCUCCACAUUUUAAAUCAGUUUCUCUUCCAUUAAACACGCUUCAUAUUAAUCUUCAGUCUAGAAAAUCCUAAUCCUCCUCAAAGACUUCCAUGGCAGUGCUGUCACCCAGUUAACAGAAGUGGCCCGUGUGUUAAGUCUCUGAGUGUUUCCGGGGUGGUUCCCCCACCUCCUGUGUUGGCUCUUGCCGGGAGGUGUCAGGAAUUCUUUGUUGGGGAUCAGAAGUUAUGUACUAGCAGGCAGAGUCCUUAUUUGAUUGCCCAGGCCAUAGAUAUUAUUUGAAGUGCACUUUUUCAAAAACAUCCUAUUAUUAACCUUAGCAAUGCCUCAUUAAGCCAAGCGAUGCUUCUGUGCAUUUUAAUUCCUCUCCGCAAGCCCAGCAUGUGGGAGAGCCCCCGUUGGCCCGGAGUCCCUGGGUAGAGAGCAGCCGCCGGAGACCCUCGGUGCUUCUCCGGCUGCUUCCUAGUUAAAAGUGAAGUGAGGGAAUUAGCCCUGGGCCAGGAGGGCUGGCUGGCUUUCCAAGGCCUGGCUGGGUUGGUCUCUUGAGCUCGAUCUCACCCUGUGGCCACAGCGCAGCGCUUCUGAGGCUGGAGAGGAAUUGAGACGACCAGUGGGGGAGGAGGCCCUUUGCGGCCGAAGCACAGAGUUCCCGGGCUUUCUGCUGGCCCUUGCCCGCUGCUCCCAAUGUCGUGGAAGGAGCCUGGAGGGUGUUCCUAGGUGAGGCAGGGCCUGCUGCAGCCAGGAGCGGCCUCCUCUCGGCCUUUAUCCCUAAUCGUAGGCAGUUGGAAGAAAAUUGACCUUAAAGUAGCUCCUUUAUUGUCGUCCUAUCAAGACUGUCUUGGGUUUGGUUAGUUGUCUUGAAAUUUGAAUUCCUUUGGUAUUUUCUCUUGUAGCCAUCAGUUAAGUUUUUUUAAGUCUGAAUUCCCAGGGAGUUAAUUACCUUGUUGGUGCAAAUCUCUGCCGUUUCGCUCUCGUGGACCCUGUCCAGUGUUCAGCAGGUCGGUAGCCACCUUCCUUCAUUUCAGCAGUGAACAACCCCUCGCUUUUCAAAUGGCAGAACUGUUCCCAGUUGUAAAUUUAGCACUGGUAACAAGCCACAGUGGCAUCCUGGGACCUGGGAGAAGUAGAGUCUGGUUAUGAGUAAUCAUGUGAUUUGGGGUUUCACUAGCACCUGCUUUUCUCACAGAGCAUCUAAGUUACCCCGACAGAGAAAGAUCCGUCACCGUUGCAGGCAGAUGAGCCUCUGGGCCGACCAUGCUCCAGAGCUCUCGGCUGUGUCUCCUCCCAGGCCAGGCCACCCGUCUGCCCCCUCAACAGAUCUCUCAGCCAGCUUUCGACAUCUCACCAUCGAGUCACCCAGAGGACUUUAGAGAUCAGUAGUUCACCACAGAAUGCUCCCAGCAAGGGAGAGAGAGCUGCUUGCUCACUGCCUGUCCUCUCAGAUUCCUUUUCAGUGUCUCCCUCCUGCAGGAGGACUGGAGCCCGAAGUCCUUGCCUUUCUCACGUUGUACCUGUAGUAUCCGAAACCCAAGCGGGCAGCCCUCUGCUAGGUCAGUGCGUGCAGAGAGAAUGUCUUCAUAGGGAGAGUGUCGGCAAUACUUGAAUCUGCAUGACAGUUUGUUGACUUGAAUGCAACGGCAAGAAAAUAUCGCAAGUUAAAUAACUGUAUAUACCGUAGGCUUCCUUCCGUCUCUUCGGCUCACCCUGUGUAACGUUUGUGUGCAUCUGUAGUAUUGCAGGCUUCUGGGAAAUAUUCAUGUAGAUAGUAUGUCAGGCGUCCAUGUUGUGUCUGUGGGUAUUUAUGCCUGUGUGUAUAUAUAUGUACCCCUGUGUGGAUUGUAUAUCAGUAUAUGGUAUAUGUACAUCCAAUUUAUUUUUGUCCUUAAUAACCAGUGUGACAACGAAAAGCAAGUAAAAACCUCAUAGGAUCAAAUAUAUAAUGCAGUUCUUGAGAAUAUAUAUAGUGGUACUGUUUAUUCAACUUAAAUUCAAAUGAUAUUUUGAUUAAAUUUUUGUAAUAAUAAGAUUUUAUGCUAGCAAAUCCCAUCUUUGAGCUUCGAAUCACCAGGGCAGAAAGGCCUCUGAACUAACCUGGAGAUUCUACUUCAGUGUCCUGAGUACAACACGGGGGCGGAGCGGGGAGCUCAUUAGAAUUUGGGGUGACAGAAAGGGGGAGAUACAAAACACAAACUAAAAAAAAACACACAAAAAACAGGCAAUCUUAGCAACUUCAGUAUUAAGAGCACUUAAACAUAACGUCAAACUGACGGUUUGGGGCUUUUUACAAAAGGUGAUGCUUUCAAGUGCACGUUCUCUGUUGUUGUAAUUAGUCCAGGACAGUAGAGCUUUCGGGAGAACGAAGUAAGUCCCCACCGUGUCACUUAGGCCCCUGUGGCUGUUCUGUAGUAGAUCAGACCACUCCCCUCAGGCCGCACCCCUGCUCCCCUGAAGAAACAGUGCACACGCCGAAGCAUAUCAGGGCUUCCCCGAUCGGAUACUGUACUCUAGGCUCGCAGUUGCACAAACUAGCAUCUAGUGUCACAGGUAAAAGAAUUUUAGGACAGGCUACGGACCAGGUUGAAACUUUAUUUAAUAUUUUUAUACGUAGGCCUCUUUUCCUGCCUCUCCCCAAAGAAGAGCCACUGGCCUUAGUUGUUUGAGCUUACUGCUUAUCUGGCAGCGUGUACAUAGAUGAUGACAAGGUUAAAAUUUUAUUGACCAGCAUGUUUGGUGUACUUACAGCCGCAUCCGAGUGUGUCUGAGUGCGUGGUUGAGGCCGGUGUGUCAGAUCGGACACACGGCCUCACGCUCGCGUCUGAUCCUGGUUCAGAGAGUUGGUGUGUGGAGUGGAGACCAGUCUUUGGCUGCGGGCUGCAGUGGUGUGUUGGUAGUUAACUUGAGCUUUUUUUUUUUAAUGAACUCUACAGUCUCAAACUAUUUUUGCAAAUCUACCAUAUUUUCUGAUUUGUUCUUGACGUGCGGUGACCUGGCUCUGUGACUGUAGCAGGGUCUUUGUUCUGCGAGAGUGUGUUUCCUUCUAAGUAUUGUAGUGCUUUGCAGAAAUCGUACACAAAAGGAGUAGCAAAAAUAAAAAAGCUUCAUUUUGGGCCUUAAUUAUUUGAAAUGUUAGGACUUUCAGCAUAAAGCCAUGUAGGUUAGGAAGCCAAGUAACCUUUGGCACAGAUGAUAAUCUCCGCUCUGCAGAGAGUACAUAUGCACAUUGGUGUUUAAUGCCGUUCGCAUACUUUUUUUAAGCUAUAGGAACAAGAGUAAUUAGACCAAACUAAAGCCGGGGGUGGGGGGAGUGUGAGCUGGUCGCCGUCUCUUUGGGGGUGGACGUGCAUGGGGUCAGCUCUCUGCUCUGAGAGAUCUGGAGCCAGUUUACUGUUCCAUCAGGUGUGUAGGGGAAAGAGUCACACGUCUGGGCCUCUCAAGUGUACGUGCACUUGCACACAUGUGCACACGGUGAAUGUUUUAAGUUCUACAGACUUAAGACACCACAGGCCAGAGUGUUCUAAAGAAGUGAUGGAUAGACAAGGGGGUGGGAAUUGCAUCUCGGGAGUGUUUCCCAAGGGCCAGGGAGGAGUCUGAGCUCGAGUGUCUGACUCUGAGAUGCACUGCAUUUAACAAAUGACUGAGGGGGCACAUAGCACAUCCUUCCUGGUGGACCACCGCACUGGUGCUCGCUUGUCAUUCCCAAGCAGCCGCUCUCCAGCAUCCCUCAGCGGCCUGGGGAAGUGCAGGAAGGCCGGAGUGCACCCUUUUCUAGGGUGACAUUGCUGCUUGCCCUGGAGAUCAUUCGAGAAAAGAAGCGACGAAAGCACUUACCAUAGGAGCACAGCUGUGCUUGUCCACCGCCCCUCUGUGCUGCGCUGCUGAGAGGGAGGUCAGACCGAGGUUUGCUGAACAGCUAAGCACUUUUCCAUCAGCAACAAUGGGAAGGAACUUAGCUAGUUUGUUUCCCUUUGCAGGCCAGAGAGCUAAGCUCUCAUAAAUAGUGUUAUAAAGUAAGCACCUUAACUUCAAUUCCUGAAAAUGAUGGUCAGUGGAGAGAAUAUUUAGAGUUUCACUUAUUAUUUCCCUGGGAGUCUGCCUUGGUCAGUCUUUAGACACAAAGUCCCAGCCGCAAAGCUCAGUGAAGGGCUGCACUGCAGGUCUGAGGCUCCUUGCUCUGACCCCUGACCCUCGGGGUCCACAGAGGGGGUGAUGUAUUCUCUCUGCAAAGAGGAGCUGCGCCUGGCCUUCCCCUCCACUUGGGCUCCCACUGAGCAGCAAGCACAUCCUGAGUUUCACAGGCUCUUUAGGAAUCCAGCAUCCUAAUGGGCUGACCCCGCUGAGGCAAGAUACCAGCUCCAAGAGGUACUGGGUCACCAGGGGUGACACGUGACAAUGGUGUAAAAUAAUUCUCUGACUGAAGCCAAGACACCGGCUGGCACAUUGAGCUCUGAGCACGGAUGGAUGGUAUCUUUGCCUUGGCACCCAGGUUUCUGGAAAUGGAAAACGUCUCAUUUCUGUGGGAAGGGUCAGGAACGCUAGGCUCACAGCUUAGCUGUUCUGCUCAGUCGGACGAGAGCUGUCGGGGCAAGGCCUAGAUGCCUCCCUGCAUUCUCUUCUACCUCACGUCUUAGGAGCCCAUCUCUAGAACAGAAACUUAGGCAAGCGGAGAACCGAUGCUGUCAGCCUUGAUUACUGUGGGCCAGGCGGGGGUGGGGGGGUCCUUUGUGUCUUUAAUAAUAUGUACAUAUAUAUAAAGCAAGCGUUUAACUUUCCAACCUAUUAACUGGAUGUGAUUCACUGUGGCUCAGUCUAAUUGACAGUAACUGGCAGUGUGGAACCUCCCUGUACCUUGAAAGUUUUCUCCGCCAGUCAUUUCAGUUUCAUUGCAGUGCUGGUGCCAUAUGUCCCUGCAAAUUGUGAAAGUAAUUAGUGACAAAGUAGCAGCCUACUCCUUUUCAGUGGCCAGACUGUCAGCUUGAGCAGACUUGGGUGAGCUCGGGUACCGAGUUGUGGACUGGAAACCUGUUCCUCAUCACCACCCACCACACCGAAGACACACAUCUCCUAAAAAAUUAGGGCAUUUAUGGUGGUCAUCUUUCAAACGGAACAGUAAUGUAUGUGGAUAUUGUUAAAGUGUUUAAAGACUAUUUUAAAAAUUAAGUUUACAUUUUACAAUUGCUUUAUUUUUUAUUAAAAUAGUUGUAUAUAAAUAUGACAUUUCACUGUUGUUGAAGUAAACCUGAACCGUGUAGACAAGUGAGUCCCCUGAUGUGUAUAGGAGCCGUGAUAUAUAUA
Miniopterus natalensis is the source of this 11078-nucleotide messenger RNA. The record is from RefSeq and is a predicted model, not a curated record. Lineage: Eukaryota; Metazoa; Chordata; Mammalia; Chiroptera; Miniopteridae.